AUGACAAACACUAAGCAGGGAAGCCAUGGAGGCUCAACGCAUAGCUCCGUGCCGAAUGCGAAGAAUGCUUCCAUUCGAGUUGGAAUUCGUGAUGGAGUUACGGAAGAGUUCAAUCUAGUGCCUCGAGCAGAAGCUGUAGUCUCAGUCUUUGACUCAAAUUUCCUGAUUGGCGACGGCAUCUGGGAAGGUAUUCGUGCAAACAAGGGCCGUGUUCAAUUCGCCAAAGAGCACUUAAACCGCCUCUUCCAGUCAGCAAAGGCCAUGUAUAUGGACCUCGGUCUAUCGAAAGGAGAUCUUCUUGAUCUCAUUCACCAAACGCUUGAUGCGAAUGACAUGGGCGACGAUGAGCAUGUCCACAUACGGCUUGUCGUUAGUCGUGGUCUGAAGGCUACUCCGUACCAAAACCCGAAGGUCAACAUCGGUCUUCCUCUCAUCGUCAUCAUUCCCGAGUCAAAAGCAGUUGAUCCCAGCUCCAAGUCGAGAGGCUUAAGACUCGCGACAACAUGGGUCCGCCGAGGUCCACCUGACGUGAAGGACGAGCAGUGGAAUCAUAUCUCAAAAGCAACGGAUGUUCAAGCUUGCAUCCAUGCCAACGUGAUGAAUGUUGAUGAAGCACUCAUGCUUGACCUACGUGGCUUUGUCAAGACGUGCAACUCAGUCAACUUCUUCAUCGUUCGGGGUGAUGAAGUCUGGGCUCCGACCAAGGAUAACCAGAUGCAAGGAAUUACCCGUCAAAAAACGAUUGAUGUUUGUCGAGCGAAUGGCAUUACUGUCAGAGAACUGGACUUUACUCUGACCGAGGCAUAUGGCGCCGAUGAGUCUUUCUGCACAGGGACGUUCCCCUCGCAAAUCCACGUUACUGAGAUUGACGGCCGAGUGAUUGGAGAUGGGAAGAGAGGCGCAGUUACAGAGAGGAUACAGCAGCUGUACUCGGAGCUCGUAAGGAAAGAUGUGGAGAGGUCAAGGGAGGAGAUAAAGGCCGAAGUGGUAACUCCGCGAGACUUGUCGUUCCUGAAGUCAAAACUGUAA
Fusarium oxysporum Fo47 is the source of this 1029-nucleotide messenger RNA. RefSeq names its product aminotransferase. Gene Ontology annotation, biological process: carboxylic acid metabolic process. Lineage: Eukaryota; Fungi; Ascomycota; Sordariomycetes; Hypocreales; Nectriaceae. The record is from RefSeq and is a predicted model, not a curated record. Gene Ontology annotation, molecular function: catalytic activity. The transcript has 3 exons. Bases 1 to 1029 code for a protein of 342 amino acids.